This is a messenger RNA of Lathyrus sativus (Indian pea), 519 nucleotides long. The record is from the annotation of a GenBank genome assembly. NCBI's taxonomy places the organism in Eukaryota, Viridiplantae, Streptophyta, Magnoliopsida, Fabales, Fabaceae.
AUGCCUAAGAGUAAGGGCGGCCUUGGAAUUAAGGAUUUAGUGUGCUUUAACAAAUCUCUGCUUCCUAAGUGUCUGUGGACAUGCAUUAAUGAUACUUCUGCAUUGUGGAAAGGGCUUCUUGUUUCCAAGUAUGGGAAUCUAAAUAAAAGACUCAUGGUGAAGAGGGAACCAGGGAACAUGCUAAUGGAAUCACAGUGGUGGAGAGAUUUAAUGAGACUUAGAGAUUUAAUUGAGAAGGGGAGCUUUAUGAGACAAGUUUCUUACAAGAUUAAGGAUGGGUGUCUAUUAUCAUUUUGGCACGCAUGCUGGUUGGGGAAGGAGCCGUUAAGGUGUGCAUAUCAUGACCAGUAUAAUGUUUCCGUUAUGAAAUGGGAUUCUGUCAUGGAUAUAGGUAAUUGGGUGGGGAAAGUUUGGAUAUGGAAUCUUCACUUUGGGGAUCAAGAUUUAAUGGGUAAUCUGCUUGAGGAAUUCACUGAAUUGUUGAAUUUUCUCAUGGAGGUUAGGUUGCACCGAGUGUAG